Molecule: messenger RNA, 3420 nt
Organism: Manis javanica (Malayan pangolin)
Lineage: Eukaryota; Metazoa; Chordata; Mammalia; Pholidota; Manidae
Gene: UTP25
Product: UTP25 small subunit processome component
Biological process (GO): maturation of SSU-rRNA from tricistronic rRNA transcript (SSU-rRNA, 5.8S rRNA, LSU-rRNA)
Cellular component (GO): nucleolus; small-subunit processome
Molecular function (GO): rRNA binding; U3 snoRNA binding
Source: RefSeq, a predicted model, not a curated record
GACGUCUGUCUUACGAGCGCGGCGUAAAGCGGAUCCACUUUACGGCAAUCUGCUUCCGCCGUAAAGCGCGUCGGCCAGCCCGCGUUUGACAGAGUAACUUCCCGGUGGAAACCAGGCUCCCGAAGGUAGACGAACCCCACGUUUUCGCCAUGGGCAAACGCAGGAGCCGGGGCCAGAGCCAGUUGCUCAGCGCCCUGACUAAGAAGCAAAAGAAGCACCUUCGGGAUUUCGGCGAGGAGCACCCCUUCUAUGACAGGGUUUCCAGAAAGGAAGCAAAACCACAGAUGUGUCAACUGUCAGAGAGUUCAGAUACUUCACGUUCCGAAAGCGAAGGAGAGAGUGAACCAGAACGGGUUUCUGGGUACCACAGACUACUCGCCACGUUAAAGAAUGUUUCCGAGGAAGCGGAAGCGGAGGAGGAGAGUGUUGCAGAUGAGGCCGAAGGGAGUGAUGAAGAUGAUGGUAGCGGGGCUGGUGUGGAGGAAGAGACAGCCGCAGAGUCCACUGCAGUGCAGGAGAGUAUGGCCUUACCUGCUGACCUUGAGGAAAAAGAUGGGGACAGGCCAGCUGGCACAUCACAGAAAGCCUCUGAGGAGUUUACAGAUGCAAAACACGAGUCACUCUUUAGUCUGGAAACUAAUUUUCUUGAAGAGGAAAGUGGAGGCAACUGUUCUCUGAAAACAUCACAAGAUCCAUUUCUACAACAUGUGAACAAAGAACUGAAAGAAAAAGAAAUUCAGGCUGUUGACACAAAUCCCCAGAAUACCCACCAACUAAAAUGGCUCAUUCUGGGCCAACUUGUCUUUUCAUCCAAGUUUCAGAAGUUGGAAACAUUUAAACCCCCAAAGGACAUUGACUUAAAGUCACUUCAUCUCCAGAAGCCUCUGGAAUCCACCUGGACGAAGAUCAACAGCCAGUUCCUCUCUGGUCCCCAAAAAUCAAGUUGCCCCUUCACACCCCUCCAGAAAGAGCUCUUCUUAAUUAUGAAUUCCUACCGGGACCUGUUCUACCCAGAAAGGACUGCCCUGAAGAACGGGGAAGAGAUCCGCCGUGUGUACUGCCUGCAUGUGAUAAAUCAUGUCCUCAAAGCCAAUGCCCAGGUGCUCGGCAACAAUAGUAGACGCCGAAGCCAGAAACUUGGAGUGGGUGACGACGAUGACUUCAGGGACCAAGGGCUGACACGGCCCAAGGUGCUGAUAGUGGUGCCCUUCCGGGAGGCUGCCUUGCGGGUGGUGCAGCUCUUCAUCAGCCUCCUCGAGGGCGACAGCAAGAAGAAAAUAAUUGUGAGCAACAAAAAGAGGUUUCAGGGAGAGUAUGGCUCAGAUCCCACGGAGAGACCACCCAAUCUGAAGAGGCCGGAGGAUUACGAAGCUGUGUUUGCUGGCAACAUCGACGACCACUUUAGGAUUGGGGUGGCAGUACUUCAGAGAAGCAUCAGGCUCUACGCUCCCUUCUACUCCUCGGACAUCCUCAUUGCCUCCCCCCUGGGUCUGCGGACUAUCAUUGGUGGAGAAGGAGAGAAGAGAGAUUUUGACUUUCUGUCUUCUAUUGAGCUGCUCAUCAUUGACCAAGCUGACAUUUACCUGAUGCAGAACUGGGAGCAUGUCCUGCAUUUGAUGAACCACAUGAAUCUGCUGCCCUUGGACUCACAUGGGGUGGACUUUUCUCGAGUGCGGAUGUGGAGCCUCAAUAAUUGGUCCAAGUACUAUCGCCAGACCCUGCUGUUUGGUGCCCUGCAGGAUGCACAGAUCAAUUCUGUGUUCAACAAGUACUGUGUCAAUGUGCAAGGCCAGGUGUCUGUGAGGAACGUCCCGAUGACAGGUUCCAUCAGCCUUGUCCUGGUGCAGCUCCCACAUGUCUUCCAGAGGAUGGAAGUUGAAGACCUAGCUUCUCUGAUUGAUGCCAGGUUUAACUUUUUCGUGAACAAGAUUUUGCCUCAGUAUCGUGAUGCAGUCAUGUCUCACACGCUCAUCUAUGUUCCCUCCUACUUUGACUUUGUACGCCUCCGAAAUUACUUCAAGAAAGAGGACCUGAACUUCACUCACAUCUGUGAGUACACACAGAAGUCUGGUGUCUCCAGGGCCAGACACUUCUUCCUCCAAGGAGAGAAGCAGUUUCUGCUCCUCACGGAGCGCUUCCAUUUCUACAAAAGGUAUACAAUAAAAGGCAUCAGGAACCUGAUUUUCUAUGAACUGCCCACAUAUCCCCACUUCUACAGUGAUGUCUGUAACAUGCUGAGGGCCACCAGCAGAGGAGAGGAAGCUGCCUGGACCUGCACUGUCCUCUAUGCCAAGUACGAUGCCCAGAGGCUGGCCGCUGUGGUUGGCGUGGAGCGGGCUGCGCAGAUGCUGCAGUCCAAGAAGAGCGUCCACCUCUUUAUUACUGGAGAAACAUGAGAAUGGGUUGGACGGGAAAUACUUGGCAUGAUACAUAAUGCUCGAUUCUGCGCCGCUUGGCCCCAGUUCUGAUCACCUUUGCGAGAGAAGACUGCCGCAGGGGAGGAACACCAGGCCACAUCAUGUCGGAUAUGGCUUUCUUUUCAGGUCAUACGCCCCUGAAAAGCUAAAUAUAAACCAAAUUUUGUGAAUCAUAUCCUUCAGAGGUCAGGAGGGAGCUGAAGGGGCUCUGAGAAGUUGAGAGAAGGAAACUUCUACUUGUGAAUCUUUUGUAAGCCGUAAAUUCUUCUACUUAUUGUAUCUCUAAUUUAUUACAUUUGGUAAAUUCUUUCAGAUUUCCCUGUUUCUGUUGGACACUUAAAGUAAGGCGUACAUGUUGUUGCUUAUGAGAACACAUUGUGAGAAACCGGGAGGCUUGCUGCUGAAUAUCAUCUUAAUUUUGGAUUGCACAGGUUUUGCAAAACUAUUACUUUUUCCCCCACGAAACCUUUUUUAAACCUUAAAUAGCCUAGAAGAGUACAUUCAUGAACUGAAAAUAUUUUUAACUCAUAAUAAACAUUUUAGUUAAAAUAUUCCUUUAAAAAUCAUGUUAUUUAAAAUGACAUUAAUGUCUACUCUUGUUUCACAAAAUAAUUUUGUGGAACUAUUGAAGUAGCCAUUGUCAGCGUCACUGUCUCUUUCGUUCCUAAAAGUCAUUUUUUAAGUCAGAUAACAGUUAACAAUGAAAAGGAAGUUGUACUUUUCAAAACAUUUUUAUUUUGAAAUAUUCCCGGAAAAAUUACAAGUAAAGAAUCUGAACUGCUUGAGUAAAUUGCCAACUGCAUGGAGCUAUUACUCCUUAAAAUGACCCCUGAACCUAGUGUGUAUUUCCUAUAAACAAGGACAUUUUUCUGUGUAAUCACCAUCAAGUCAGGAAUUAAUGCCAUUAAUACCUGAUUACCGUCUGAUCCCUGGGCCCCAUUCAUGUUCUGUCAAAUGUCCCAGUAAUGUUCUUUAUAGCAAAAGGAUACAGUUUGGAAAGACA